UUCUCUUUCUCCCUCCUUCCCUUCUGUUCCGGUUCCCGUCCAUUGGCUGCUCCUCAGUCGCGAGUUGAGCCUGGCAGAAGCCGCCCUGCAAUUAGGCAGAUGAGGAGCGGAGGGAGAAAGAAGAAGGAGAAGAAGAAGGGCACCGAGGCGUCCUGGCGACGACAACACAGCCUCCGCCCGCGUCCCUUUUCCCAACCGGUUGGGUUUCCUUCCGUUCCGUCUUCGGGAAAACUUUGCACUGAGGACUGAGCCCAGGCUCUGGAGGGAAGGAGCCCAGCUUGCGGUGGGCGAAGGGCACCCCAGAGUCCGAUCCCGGAGAGAAACAACAACAAUAACAACAACAGAGAGCAGCACUUUUCUGCGGAUGUCCCAACCAAGUCCUCCUUGCUCCCAGAGAGAGAAGGCUCCAUGCAGUGGAACUCUGGGCACUCUGCUGCCGGUUUUGUCUUCAGACAGUGAUUCUGGCUGUGCCCUCGAAGAUUACCAGGGACCAGCUUCAGAGGUGUCACCAGACUUUGGUUGUCACUCAUCAGAUGCAAUCCCUACUGCCACGCAGAACCAGCUCCGCAUCAAAACUCUCCUCCAGCAGCUGCCCCCACAAGACAGUGAUGAGCGAUAUUGUUCAUCCAUUGGGGAGGAGGAAAAAGAGCAGCUACGGACAUUUGCUGCACAACGGCGGCAGGAAUCACUGGGGCAAGGAAUCCAAUGUCUGGUAUCACUCACAACUAAUGGGUGCUCAUGUAAAAAGUGUGAUAAGAUGAUACCCAGAGAUGAGAAAGUCAUAUUUGCACCUAAACUGGGAGAGCAAUUCUCCUGGCAUCCUUCCUGUUUUGUCUGCCAUACUUGCCACGAGCCCCUAGUAGAUCUGAUCUACUUCCAUCGGCAUGGAAAGAUUUACUGUGGUCGACACCAUGCAGAAUUUUUCCGACCACGCUGUGCUUCGUGUGAUCAACUCAUUUUCACAUCACAAUGCAUGGAAGCAGAAGGCAUGCGUUGGCAUGAAGAGCACUUCUGCUGCCUGGAGUGUGACUUGCCCCUGGGGGCAUGCCGAUAUGUCAUGAAGGGUGGCCAACCCUGCUGCUGUGCUUGUUUUGAGAGCCUGUAUGCAGACAUCUGCCAAGCCUGCGGAGAGAUCAUUGGGGUUGACAGUGAACAGGCCACCCUCCAGGGUCAGCACUGGCAUGCCAAAACCUCCUGCUUUUGCUGCAGCCUGUGUCAAAAAGCACUGAAAGACCAGCUGGCUAUCACUCACAAUGGCCACCUCUUCUGCUCUGAAGCCUGCAGCUUAGAGAAGGAAUCGGUUUUGUCGUUCAGUGGCUCAGAUUCCUCUGACUCUGCUUUCAUCUCUGCACCGUCACCUGACUCCACACCCCUCACAAGAGUUAGAAACAGUAGCCCCGGCUGUUCCGCUGAAACUGCAGAAACCAGCUGCAUGGAAAUUAAAGGUGCAGAAGCAAUUGAAAACCUUUGCCCAACUGGGAAUUCUCCAGUGGGUCCUGAAUAUGGCAACCAGGAAGAAUCAGACAUUGUCUUCAGGAACAAAAUGUUUUCCGCACAACUUAGUGAAUGUGAGUCAUUGACUGAUUCUCCACAAAAAGUGGUAGAGAUCUCCACAUCUCCUUCCCUAGAAGCUUGGAGCUCCGUAGGUCAGAGGGAGGUCCACAGUUUGGGUGCUACUCUCCUACAAGCACCUCAAGAACAGGUCCGAGACCAUCACUUCAGAAGCAGCCUCUCUAUAUCACCCCGUGCAUCAGUGUUAACCAUGGACUUCCCAGAAAGCCCACUGAAAGGCAGCACGGACGAACAAGAAGCAGCACGGAUGGAACAAGGCGACACUUGGUGCCCAACUUGCUCAUCCUCUUCUGAUUCUGACUCUGAGCCAGAAGGCUUCUUCUUUGGGAAGCCAAUUCCAAAGCCUGGGGCCAGGGGCAUUUCUCUGCCCAAUAUAGAGCAGGAAACACUUGACAAAGUAACACGGCAGGCAGCCAGAGCAAAGGCAGAUAACAAACACUGUAGCAUAGCCUAACAAGGAAUAGUGCCCAUAUAUCUGAAAAGUAGGUUGGAAGACAAGGAGGAGGGUAGUGGGAUGAGCAGACACUUUAUGUAGCAAGAUGGCAUGGAGAGAGUGAGAGGGAGAAUGGAAGACCCAUCUCCCUAUGAGGACAAAGCAAAAGACCCAAUCAAUAUAGGCUAACCCAGGAACAAGUGGGUUCAGGAGACCUGAGAAGCUGGAGUGCCAUAGUCACGGAACUGUAUUUCCUAUCAUCUGUCACUAUUGGCUGUGCCGGGGCUGCUAGAAGUUGCAGGCAAACAAAACCUGAGAGCUAUGCGAUCCUCUCCUUGACGUAGACUGGAAAUUUCUUCAGUUUGUUAGACUUAGUAUUGCAGAGGUUGGGAGAAAGAUCUGUCCAUUCUUACCUGCAAUUUAAAAGAAAGGAAACUACACUUUUAGACAAACAAGCUAAAUUUUCUGCAUGUUUGACAACAAUGGUAUUUGGUUGGGUUUUUUUUUUUAAGUGAAACAAGCUGGGCGUGAAAAGGCUGAUGUGGAUACACAUGAUACGUACUGAACAUGUUCACCUUCAUCUUGCUUUGUGUUCAGUCUAUUAAGUGUGGAAAGUGAGAUAUAGACAGUGACCUUUGGAAUCCAUCCUGGAAAUAUUUCUGCAUAAUCCAUGUAUUCAGUUGUUUCACUUUGUUCCCUAAUUAGUUGUUUUAUGCUGCUCCCUGCUGGCAGCUCUGGGCAUAUUUUAGUACCAACUAAUCCUGAAAUCCAUCAAGAGACAUGGCAGACAUAUAGUUCUGAUAAUGCCAUUCAUGCUUCUGAAAACCUUGAGCUAGAAAAUGUUAUCUUUUGGGACUAUACCUUUGAGAACCCUCCCCUCUCCGUUAGCCAGGCCAUAGUGGCUGGUGGAUUUUGGAAGUACAGUAUAUACAGUGAAGACCUCCAUAUUUGUAGAUCCAGCCACUAUGGCCACAGCUUCUGCUGGAAGACGUAUCCUGUAAUCACCCAUUAGUCCUUGCCUAUUGUGCCAGUGAUCAGAAAAUAAUAGGAGUCAUAGUCUGGAACGUUUGCCAAGGAUGCAAGGAAUUUAAAACAAAGCUAUUCAUUCAAAUUACCUUCUUUCUUCCAAGUUUUGCAUUAACUGACAAGGCUGUUGGGCACUUUGCUUACUACCACGUCAGCCAAUAUGUGUACAAAAGGUGCUAAGAAGACAUAGAUUAACCUUGCCUUUAAUUGCCUUAUUUAAAUAUGUGACUUGACAACCUUGAACAGGUGGCUAAAAGAACAUAAAAACAAUUUUAUUCAGAGCUGACUAUAAGGCAUACUAACAAAUAAAGGCAACUCUAAGA
Molecule: messenger RNA, 3354 nt
Organism: Anolis carolinensis (green anole)
Lineage: Eukaryota; Metazoa; Chordata; Lepidosauria; Squamata; Anolidae
Gene: prickle4
Product: prickle planar cell polarity protein 4
Exons: 8
Coding region: 365-2026 (553 amino acids)
Molecular function (GO): zinc ion binding
Source: RefSeq, a predicted model, not a curated record